GAAUUAAGUGAAUAAACACAAGCGACGUUGCGCGGUUGAUAGCAAGAGCGGCAGACAGAUCCGAGAAGAGAAGAAAAAGGGAUAUCCAGUAGGACUAAUUAGUUGGGUUGCCCCGAAAGCGUGGACAAGGCUGUAAACCAGAUAAAACAUGGCGGAUGCUGACCUGGACUUUACAACAGGUGAUGCUGGUGCCUCUGCUACCUACCCCAUGCAAUGCUCUGCCCUGCGAAAAAAUGGUUUUGUGGUGCUAAAAGGUCGACCAUGCAAGAUUGUGGAAAUGUCCACAUCUAAGACCGGCAAACAUGGACAUGCCAAGGUUCACAUGGUGGGCAUUGACAUCUUCUCUGGCAAAAAGUAUGAGGACAUCUGUCCCUCAACCCACAAUAUGGAUGUCCCUAACAUCAAAAGAAUGGACUACCAGCUUAUCGGCAUACAGGAUGGUUAUCUGUCUCUGCUCCAGGACAGCGGUGAGGUCAGAGAAGACCUAAAAAUGCCAGAAGGAGACCUGGGCAAAGAGAUAGAAAGCAAGUUUGAUGCCGGUGAGGAAAUCCUGAUCACUGUCCUGUCUGCAAUGAAUGAGGAGGCUGCAGUAGCUAUCAAAGCCAUGGCUAAAUAAAAUACAGCAGAUCAUCUGCGGUGGCGCUUCCACAAUGAGGAGCAAGCGUUUGUGUGUGCAUGGUUGCCAGAUUGCUUAAGAUAAGCAAAACACCGGGAAGAAAAUGUAUCUAUGUAACAGUGAAGCUCUGAUUCUGGGAUUUGAGCUCUUGAUAUCUGGCAACCGUACUCAUGAAAGUUCGCGUAGUAGAGGGGUGUAGAGCAGUCUGCAUUAACAAAAUUUAAAAUAUAUAUAUAUCUUCAUGGAACAUGAUCUUUACCUAAGAUCCUAAUGAUUUUUUUUUUUUGGCUAUUGCUAAAAAUAUAACCCAGCGACUUGAAUGGUUUUGUGGUCCAGGGUCACAUAUUAUUAUUAUUUUUUUUUAUCUUUGUCUAGAUGGAAUCAGUAAUCAGUCCAGGAUGUUUAAUAAUGUAUAUACAAAAGGGUUUUAAACAAGGAUUUAUAAUGGAAACCCACUUUACAUAGAAUACUUUGCUGUCUGCACACAGGCACUUUUGUGUAACACAGAUGUAUGACUGCUGCAGUGUUUGAUGUAUCUGUUAUAUAAAAGCAGUGACUAAGAUGUAAAUAUAAUUUUUGGGUUUCAUUUUGUAUUUUACUUUACCAGCUUAAAAAAAAAAAAAAAACUAAACAUGCUGUAUUGUAAAAUAACUUCAAGAAGCAGUAUAAACUAUCAUGUGUUAAAAUUACCCAUAUCUGAUGUUCCUCUGAGCUAAUGGGAGAGUCAUUAAGUGAUUGCGUAGUGGCUUAUUGUGCACUUUGACUUUGGGCUUCAAAAAGGAUGGCAUAUAUUCAAGCAAUUAUUUCAGACUCCGUUUAGUAAUGGAGAACCCAAUUAUUUCUAUAGACCCUUGUCUACAUUUAUAUAGAAACUUUGUUUUGGACAGCCAUAUAUUUUUGAUUGAAGAUUUUUUACAAGCUUUUAUCCUA
This is a messenger RNA of Carassius carassius (crucian carp), 1546 nucleotides long. RefSeq names its product eukaryotic translation initiation factor 5A-1. The transcript is spliced from 6 exons. Lineage: Eukaryota; Metazoa; Chordata; Actinopteri; Cypriniformes; Cyprinidae. Gene Ontology annotation, molecular function: translation elongation factor activity; RNA binding; ribosome binding. Bases 149 to 616 code for a protein of 155 amino acids. Gene Ontology annotation, biological process: positive regulation of translational termination; positive regulation of translational elongation. The record is from RefSeq and is a predicted model, not a curated record.